This is a messenger RNA of Colletotrichum destructivum, 1504 nucleotides long. Its product is annotated as Putative pectinesterase, catalytic, pectin lyase/virulence factor, pectinesterase, Asp active. Gene Ontology annotation, molecular function: pectinesterase activity. Gene Ontology annotation, biological process: cell wall modification; pectin catabolic process. The record is from RefSeq and is a predicted model, not a curated record. Lineage: Eukaryota; Fungi; Ascomycota; Sordariomycetes; Glomerellales; Glomerellaceae. The transcript has 2 exons. The coding region runs from base 130 to 1122 and encodes 330 amino acids.
AUAAAAGAGAGCCAAGUCGCCCGAGAUGGAACCAGUCCGGAUGAUCCUCCUUCACGACCAGACUUGGGACGAACCGACAUCACAUUCUUUUUUCUCUUUCCGCGAAUACUUGUAUACCAUUAAAACACAAUGAAGUCCUUUCUUGCCUCGCUCACCUUUGUCACGGCGGCGCUGGCAGCCGGCCGCACCUCGGCGCCGUCCGGGUGCCUCACCGUCAAGAAGUCGCCCGGCAGCGGCCAGUACGGCACGAUCCAGAAGGCCGUCGACGCGCUCUCGACGUCGGACUCCAAGGCGCAGUGCAUCUUCAUCGACCAGGGCACCUACAGCGAGCAGGUCCUCGUGCCCGCGCGGACGGCGCAGCUGACCAUCUACGGCUACACGGCCGACACGAGCGGCUACGCCGGCAACAAGGUCACCAUCACGGCCAAGAAGAGCCAGGCCGACGGCCUCAACAACGACGAGAGCGCCACGCUACGCGUCAAGGCCAAGAACUUCAAGCUCUACAACGUCAACGUCGCCAACGCGUACGGCAAGGGCAGCCAGGCCGUCGCCCUCAGCGCCUACGCCGACAGCGGGUACUACGCCAGCCAGUUCACCGGCUUCCAGGACACCGUCCUCAGCCAGCAAGGCAACCAGUUCUACUCCAAGUGCCUGAUCCAGGGCGCCACCGACUUCAUCUUUGGCCAGAAGGCCAUGAGCUGGUUCGAGAAGUGCGACCUGCGCGUCGUCGCCAAUUCUGUUGGGUACAUAACGGCCAACGGCCGCCAGUCCGCGUCCGACAAGUCGUACUACGUCUUCAACGGCUGCACCGUCGCCGCUGCGGACGGCAACAAGGUCACCGACGGCGCCUUUUACCUCGGCCGCCCGUGGAGGGAGUACGCGCAGGUCACGUUCCAGAGCACGAGCAUGACGGGCGUCAUCAACUCGGCCGGCUGGAAGAUCUGGAACAACGACGACCCCCGCACCAGCAACGUCCUCUUUGGCGAGUACAAGAACACGGGCAUCGGGUCCCAGGGCACCCGCGCCAGCUUCUCCAAGAAGCUCGACUCCGCCGUCUCCAUCUCGAGCAUCCUGGGCGGCGACUACGCCAGCGCCGGGUACUUUGAUUCUGCUUUCUUGUAAAAGAAAAAGAAAGAAAGAGAAAAAGAAAGACACACAAAAAAAAAAAAAAAAAAAAAGAGGAGAGGGAGCAGGGGGGGGGGGGGGGGGGGGGGGGGGGGAAGAGGAGAGAACAGCGACGGUGGAAUCUUCGGCGAAAGUUGAAGAGCCGGAACCAGCAGAAAACGCUUUUCGUUGCAUUGCGUGGCCCGACGCUUUUCUUCUCUUGUACAUACUUUUUUUUCUCAAACCGAAUAUACUGGCUGUAGUACGCAAUCUCACGCGGCGCUAAUCGGGCCAGGCCACCCCGUGUAUUUCCUGGCGCCAUGAUUCCUUUUCUUCUUCGUCUUUCUUCGUCUCCCUCUUCGGAUGCAUCCCGUGUUCAGCUCCAAUCGCGCCUCUUGCU